Molecule: messenger RNA, 694 nt
Organism: Insectozyma verbasci
Lineage: Eukaryota; Fungi; Ascomycota; Pichiomycetes; Serinales; Debaryomycetaceae
Source: the annotation of a GenBank genome assembly
AUGUCAUCCCUUGCAUUUAGAUCAUUGAGAAAUGGAUUGGGAUUAAAAAGUAUGUAAAAGGAAGAAGAAAAUAUCAAUUUGAAUUAGUACUAACAAUUUAGAUACCAUAAGAACUUUAUCAACCACAUCAACUCAAUUAUCAAAUUAUCAACAACCAGAUUAUUCACAAUAUUUAAAUAAUAAAUCAGGUCAAUCAUCUAGAAAUUUUACUUAUUUUAUGGUUGGUUCAAUGGGUUUAUUAUCAGCAGCAGGUGCAAAAUCAACAGUUCAAGCAUUUUUAUCAUCAUUAGCUGCUUCAGCAGAUGUUUUAGCCAUGGCUAAAGUUGAAGUUAAAUUAGGUGCAAUUCCAUUGGGUAAAAAUGUUAUUAUUAAAUGGCAAGGUAAACCAAUUUUUAUUAGACAUAGAACUGGUGAAGAAAUUGAAGAAGCUAAUGAUAUUGAUAUUGGUAAAUUAAGAGAUCCUCAAAAUGAUUCAGAUAGAGUUAAAAAACCAGAAUGGUUAAUAAUGGUUGGUAUUUGUACUCAUUUAGGUUGUGUUCCUAUUGGUGAAGCUGGUGAUUUUGGUGGUUGGUUUUGUCCUUGUCAUGGUUCUCAUUAUGAUAUUUCAGGUAGAAUUAGAAAAGGUCCUGCUCCAUUAAACUUGGAAAUACCGGAAUAUGACUUUACUGAUGAAGAAACUUUAUUAAUUGGUUAA